This is a messenger RNA of Uloborus diversus, 1812 nucleotides long. Its product is annotated as beta-1,3-galactosyltransferase 1-like. The transcript has 3 exons. Gene Ontology annotation, molecular function: hexosyltransferase activity. Bases 215 to 1120 code for a protein of 301 amino acids. The record is from RefSeq and is a predicted model, not a curated record. Gene Ontology annotation, cellular component: membrane. NCBI's taxonomy places the organism in Eukaryota, Metazoa, Arthropoda, Arachnida, Araneae, Uloboridae.
UGAGAAAGGAGGUGGGGAGAGUUUUCGAAAUGAAAUAAUGUUUUCGAAUCUCGAUAGUUCUCAGUCUACACAUGGCAUUCGUGAUUUGUGAAAUUCAUUAAAUAUGGAAUAAUCCGGAUAACAUUUCAAUGAAAUGUAAAUUUCUGGCUUAUUGUUUACUACUCAUGCAUCUCUACACUUCUAGACUUGAUUUCUUUUUGACACAAUCUUCAGCAUGCGUAAACCAAAGAGAGACGAGACAGAGAAGACGAUCGAGGACUGCCGGACGGUGGGCCGGAUUUGCCUCAUGCUGGUCAGCGUGUUCGUGAUCUGGGGCCUGGUGUAUAUGCCCUACAGGCCCGGCACACCCAUGCCCCUGCCGGAACACCUCAGCUGGAUGGAAGCGCAGCGCGACAUGCGGCGUUACAUCCUGCCCGAGAACGGAUCCCAGGCGCUGAUGCCUCGUAACGCCUGCAACGGCAGCGUCUUUGUCGUGGUGCUCGUCUGCUCUUCAGUUCCUAAUUUCGACGCGCGACAGGCCAUCAGAGACACUUGGGCGCAGGACGCGGCCAAGCUCAACAACAUGCGGGUCUUUUUCCUGUUGGGUAAAUCUUCGAACGAGUCUCUCAACAAUGCCGUCUACAACGAGAGUCAGAAGUUCUCGGACAUCAUCCAGGAGGAUUUCCUUGACACCUACAACAACCUCACUCUCAAGUCUGUGAUGCUCCUGAAGUGGGUCAAUCAGAACUGUGCCAACGCCCAGUACAUCAUGAAGACGGACGACGACAUGUUUGUCCAUCUUCCCAACCUGUUCCGGCUUCUGAAGGUGAAGGGCCGAAAAUGGCUUUUGCUCGGUUGCCUCAUCAGGGGAGCCGUCCCAGUAAAGGACUGGAAUUCCAAGUGGUAUGUUCCGGAGGUGGUGUAUCCGGGCCGUGUCUACCCGCCCUAUCUGUCCGGGACGGGGUAUGUCAUGUCCAGGGAAUCUGCGUCCGUUCUGUACCGGACUGCGCUGAACACUGCGUUUUUUUACUUAGAGGAUAUUUUUAUAACCGGGAUCUGUGCCAGCAGGGCUGGUCUGAAGGCAGUGAAUAACGAGGGUUUUAAAUUUUACAAGAGGAAAAAACAAUACCUGUGUGUUUAAAACUCUGAUUACUGCCCACAAGAUGAAGCCCGGCGAGCUGAUCCAGAUGUGGAAGAAUCUCCAUAAUCCGUCCAUCAAGUGCAAGUCCUGAGAGCUCUUGUUGAUUUGUUGUGUUCAGCAGUCAGUCAGUUGAACCAGCCGCUUUUGCCAAAGAUCGGAACCUGAAUGUGGCGAUAAUUUAUUUAUUUUUGUUUAGUCAUACUAUUGUAGUCAUUUGAGAAAAUCUGGUUUUAAAUGAAAAUAUUCGUCCCGGCAAGUAGUCAGAAAGGGAAAUAAGUAAGUAGUCCAAGCUAAGAUUUUCAAGGAGUGAUAAUUAUUUGUAUUUAAUUUAAAUCCGUACUUGUUACUGUUUCUUUGCUGGUAGUCUUGAAUAUACAGCCAUACUAUAUUUUGUAAAUUCAAUGCUAAAAGAAAUUAUUUUCGAGUGAAGAAGUUUGAAGUAGCAACUUAUUUGAGAAAACUCGUUCAUGUGUGUCAAAGAAAUUGCUUUCAUAUACAGAAAAUGUUUUAACCAAAAAAAAAAAAAAAGAUCUCAUUGUUAUUAGAAAUAACAGCAAGGAAAUUGUUCCUUCAUUAAAUUCCAUAGCUUCGUACUUAUUUCAGAAUAGAUAAGUUGCCUUGUAAAAUUUUCUUUAGCAAAUCCCUAAGUGUGCUUUAUUUAGAUUUUUUUUUUUUUUUUUGAAAAAGCGGUC